Mycena indigotica is the source of this 1659-nucleotide messenger RNA. RefSeq lists its product as uncharacterized. The record is from RefSeq and is a predicted model, not a curated record. The coding region runs from base 1 to 1659 and encodes 552 amino acids. NCBI's taxonomy places the organism in Eukaryota, Fungi, Basidiomycota, Agaricomycetes, Agaricales, Mycenaceae. The transcript is spliced from 6 exons.
AUGGUGCGCAACCUUCUGCUUCUCCUGCUUUUCCCUGCGACGGUCGUUCUAGCCACUGUUAACUUUGAGACAUGCCUCCAAGAAGUGCGCAACGGUGACUGGGGUUUGGAGGGAGGCAGGGACAACAAUGGUGGUAUAGUCAACGUCUCAGAGGCAACCGCGAUAUCGUAUGAUCUUUGCGUCGUUGCCUGCGGGACUGGACCUGAGCCGUUUGUGUGGAAUAACUUCAGCCAGCAGUUUAGUGCCUGGCUCCUUCCCUACUUGGCCUUGAUGUCCCAACUGCCAUUCGGCGCCAAGAACAGACUUGACAACCUCGUGUCGUUGCUUUUGGCCGUCGGGUCGCCCACUCUUGCGGCCUACUCUCUCGCCCUAACAGUGCUUAAUGGGCAUUAUAUCGCACACCGAUUCUCCCACCUCACCUAUCCCAACGUCUCAAACGCAGUCCGCAUCCUCAGCUCUCUCCAACAGUCCGCAAUCCACGUUAUUACGGAGGAAGCGCUACUUGCUUCGCUUAUCGUCUUGCCAGAGAAUGAUGAAUGGUGGUCUGAGCUUGUUGUGUGGCUGAACUAUGUUCAUACAUGGUCUAUUUCUGCUGUAGCGUCGAUAUUAUGGGUUAUAAUAGCCUAUGUUUUUACCGUGGUAGACUCGUUUACUUCUGUCGUGACAUACUCGUCGCUCAACUCCAAUGGCCAGGCGUGCGAUUAUGAACGAGUUGGGGCAGCGGUCGAGAGAGCCAAUAAAAUCGCCUAUGUCGUGACCCACGAUGGCGAAGCUAUCCUUGCCUCGCAUCUUUCCACCAAACGUGCCAUCGCUAUCCGCCGCGGUUCAGGCGACAUUCACAGCGACGAACACCAUACAGCGCCAAUCUACAAUUACGCGCGAUUCCUUCCUUGGAGCAUGGCCGUUGAGACUGUUUAUGUCGCCUUUCGGGAGGCGUCGGAGCGCUCGAACAGUUAUCGACCAGUUAAUGGUGAGAUGGCUUGGCAGAAGGGAGAUAGGAUGAUGCCAGUUCGACCAGAGAAUCGACAAGGCUCCUUGGAGCAGAUUACAGCCUAUGUGAAGACCUACCCUGUAGAAAUUGAACCAUCAAAGCGCAGCCGAUGGGGACGGGGAAUGGUCUCGCGAUUCCUUCUGGCCUCGUUCCUUGCACUUGUGCUGACAUGGGGGACAAUUGGAGCGGCAAUCCUCGUCGCGUUCUAUACCCCAACGAAGGGGAUCGCGUGUAGAUCAGGGAGCUACCUCAUCUAUGGUGUCGUUUCGACGCUGAUCUGGAUUUUGCUUGUUAUUUCGAGCGCUCUUUCACACUACUCCUCCCUUGUGCCGACCUACAAGGACCGAUACCAGCACACACCUUCUACCCGCGUUGCAGGAAUCACAGCGGUCAUCCUUCGUCGUGCGGCGAAAACCUUGGCGGCCCUCAACUCCGCGUGGGUGAUUCUGGCGUGUCUGUUCCAGUUCAGCAGCUUCUAUGAUCGCUGCUGGUGCAACUCGUCGGUUUUUUACUGGCGAGAGAACGCGUUUAACGUUAUCAAUGUGUCUCCGUCGGAUGUUGCGGCGCUUGAUCCGCCUUGGAUCGGCGGGGUUGCCCUUGCGAGUGGAUGUGCAGUGAUUUUUUUGGGUUUCGUGAAUCUCUUAAUUCGGCCGACUCUCCCGACUUAG